CCUUCACUACAUGUCAAUGUUGUGUUGGUGUCGCUUUCUUGUACUUUAUGAGAAGGAUGAGACCAUGGCAAACUUAGAAGAAUAACAUUGAAUAUGUUUUGGAGGAGCGAAUGAACGACAAAAAUGAGUUUCAAUGGCUGUCAGCAUUUGCAGACUUACAAAGAAGCCACUGGAACAACGACGUACAGAAUAAUUUACUCAUGUUUUGUCUCUUGCUCAACAGCUGACGCUCGCCGGAGGAAGGCUGAGCUUUCUAAAUGUGUAGAGUGCAAGGAAGCAAAACCUCGUCUUCAUGCUUGCCUGUCCUGUAUUUAUUUUGGCUGUUAUGACAAGCGACAUAUCCAUGCUCAUGCCCAAGAUAAAAAACAUCACAUAGGAAUUGACCUGUCUUAUGGCACCAUAUACUGUUUUGUCUGUGAGGACUAUGUGUAUGAUUCCGAACUUGAGGAGAUUGCCAAAGCUCAAAGACGCAGGGCUACCUUAUCUCUUGGUUUAAAGCAACGCUUCUUUCCAUGGGAACCUACUGAAGAAGAACUUAUUUUGCUAAGAUGUAAUCCAAAACGAAGACGUGUCACAGAAGCAUCACAUAUAGGUCUCAGAGGUUUAAUCAAUUUAGGCAACACAUGCUUUAUGAACUGCAUCCUGCAGUCGUUAGCUCACACGCCAAUCCUGCGUGACUACUUCAUGGCGGACAAACACACGUGCCAGAAGAACGACGACUCUCAGCAGUGCCUUGUCUGUGAGAUGGCCAGGCUCUACCAGGAGGUGUAUUCAGGUCUUCGCACCCCGUAUAUCCCAUACAAGCUUCUUCAUCUUGUGUGGACCAACGCCCGGCACCUGGCUGGCUAUGAGCAGCAGGAUGCUCACGAGUUCCUCAUUGCAGCACUUGAUGUGUUGCACAGACACUGCAAGGAAAUGAAUGGUGUGAGUGACAGCAACCCCCACCACUGUAACUGUAUCAUAGAUCGGAUCUUCACUGGAGGGCUUCAGUCUGAUGUCACUUGUAAACGGUGCAAUAAUGUCUCUACAACGAUCGACCCCAUCUGGGACAUCUCCCUAGACCUGGGUCCCGGCUCUAUCCACUCCUCCCACCUCAUCCCGCCAGCCGCAACGGCUGCUGUCGGCGAUGUGGCAAACUCUACCUCAUUCUCCUCUGCUGCUUCCGAGUCCACCAACUCUCCCUCCACAGGCUUUACAAAUAGUCCAGGGAACUAUGAACCUACCUCACUUGUAGAAUGUUUGAAAAGGUUUACCAAGACAGAGCACUUGGGGAACUCAGCCAAGAUCAAAUGCAGCAAAUGUCAUAGCUACCAAGAAUCUACCAAACAACUUACAAUGAAGAAGUUACCCAUAGUUGCCUGUUUCCAUUUAAAGCGUUUUGAGCAUUCCACGGGCUACCACAAGAAGAUCUCCACAUUUGUCUCAUUCCCUGAGGAGUUAGACAUGACACCGUUCAUGUCGUCGUCACGGAACCACAACAAUGGCUACAGCAGUCAAGUGAUACACUCUACCCCAGCCCCACAUAUGUCCUGUGAUAACAAGUAUUCUUUGUUUGCCGUGGUGAACCACUACGGCACCAUCGAGUCGGGCCACUACACUUGCUACAUUCGCUCGUCCAAAGAGAAGUGGUUCCGGUGUGAGGAUCACCUCAUCAAACGUGCCACAGCCGGUGAAGUGCUCAACAGUGAAGGAUACUUGCUGUUCUACCACAAGCAAAUCUUGGAGUAUGAAUAACGCUAAGCCAAACUUAGGACCACUUUUCUUAUUGUCCUGUGACAGCUCCGUUUGCCAACUAGUAUUACAUGGAGGGCAGUUGACCUGCCUGAACCCAAGCCAAUGCUUUCCUGUCAUAUUUUGUUCAAUGUGUGUAUAUAUAUAUAUAUAUUUUGAUCUAAAGUAAACUUUGUUGCUUCUUCUCUAGGUUCCCACUUCUUAAUUUAUCUACAGGAGUAGAGGUUUUUAACAAGGAGAUAACAAGGCUCUUGUUUAUAUAUAUUAAAGUGAAAGGGAGGGGGGGGGGAGCUCCAUGUGUUGGACUUUGUAAUUCGUACAGUUGUUUUUUACUUCAACAGAUGUAAAGAAAGCAUCAGAUGAAAUGCCUAUUUAUUGAUUUAUUUAUUAUGGAAAAUAAAGUGAUAGGUUUGUGGUCAGUAUUCUGAUGGAAAAAUAGUACAUGUCGUCAGUGCAUUUCAUUAUCCGCUCAUUCAGGCACUUUCGAGAAAUGUGAAAAAACUUUAUUAUUUUAUCCUCUUGAGUUUUAAGAUUUAUAUUUAAGUUGUCAUGAAUUAUUGAUGCAAAUUAAAAUGUGAGAGCCUAUUUUUAAGAUUGUGCUCAGGUCAAAUACCUUAAGAUCGGAGUUUUCACAUUUUGUUCCGUACGCGGAUAGAGAACUGCAAUGACGAUAUGGGAUUAUUUUGAUGAAGGGAGAAUAUUGUCAAUUACACAGAAUAUGUAAUGACUGCUUAGUUUAACACUUUGUCAUCAUAUUUUGGGGAAUAUCCAAAGAAACCUGAGUGAUAAACAUCGCCAAUCAGCGAGAUGGGGUGGCAAAGUGUUAAGGCUCCGCUAUGUAACCAUUUUGAAAAGCGAAGUAUGACAGAGUCUUGCACUGAGCAGUCGACAGGUUGUGUGGAUAUCCUCUUCUGUACUCAUUGUCAAGUGGUUCAGGUACUUAAUGAGAUAUUUCAGUUAUAAAUUGGAGGGAAGGAGCAGGGGUUGGAAUGGUCUUCAUUUUAUAUGGGAAUGCUGAACACUUGCUUGUUAGGAACUUUGACAGUGGGGCUGUUACUAAUCUCAAUCUCCAUUCUAGACCUGAGGUCAGCCUCUCAGAUUUUUUUCCUCUUUACUCGUUCGGCUCUUGAUUCUGAAUCCUUCACAAUUGAGAUAUUAUGUCAUGAAGUCAGUAAAAACAUGUCAAGCUCUAUUUAGUUCAUGUCUUCAUUACUUGUGUGAUACCCAUGGGUGUUUAGUUUAUCUCUUUGUAACUGAAAUAAUACGAAAAGCUGCCAGUCUUGGUGGUGCCCAUGUCACUGGCAUUAAAACUAUAAAAUUCUUAAAGAUAAUGUCAAAGUUCAGUAAUCAUUUCAAACUUUGCAUUGGAAGUAAGUAAGAUUAUCAAGUGAUAUGGAAAACAGAAUGUUGUCCUUUUAGGGUAGUUUGCUUAAAAUUGUUGAUAAAGUAACACUCAUUUUAAAUAGUUGAGGAUCGUUUUAAUGUUUGCUGCUAAGUAUCAAGGAAAUGAGUUGCCAUUGUUUUGUACAGUAUGAGCUGUAUGAAGGGCCAUGGUCUUGCCUUUUUGAUCAAUGCAGUUCUGAGAUUAUCUAUGUACUCCCGUUUGUUUCUCGAUGUAUUCUAUACUGAGGAUCGACCACAGCAGCUUUAUUUUUCAUAGAUGAGUUUACCACCUCUAUUUCUGAAAACCUGUGGGUGGUUGGCAGGUGCUGUGUUAAGGUUUACUCCUUCUUUCGUAUCAAACAUUUACCAUCCUUUU
Messenger RNA from Aplysia californica (California sea hare), 3490 nucleotides. RefSeq names its product ubiquitin carboxyl-terminal hydrolase 22. Gene Ontology annotation, biological process: protein deubiquitination. Bases 124 to 1734 code for a protein of 536 amino acids. The record is from RefSeq and is a predicted model, not a curated record. Gene Ontology annotation, molecular function: cysteine-type deubiquitinase activity; zinc ion binding. The transcript has 13 exons. Lineage: Eukaryota; Metazoa; Mollusca; Gastropoda; Aplysiida; Aplysiidae.